AUGGUGAAAGACACGCGCGCCGUGACGGACGUAGAGGGUGGCAACUUUUCGCCUGAGCCGUCCCCCCAGCCUGUCUGGUCCGCCGCCAUCGGCAACCCGGCGCCGCUGGGCCUGCUGGCUUUCGGCAUGACCACGUUCUUCCUGAUGACUGUCGACAGCCUCUGGUCCUCCAAGGUCUUUGUUGGCAGCGUCAUGGGCUACGCCUUUGCCUAUGGCGGCUUUGCCCAGAUGGUGGCCGGCGUGCUAGAGCAGCUGCUCAAGGGCAACACCUUUGCCGGCUCAGCCUUCUUCUCGUACGGCUCCUUCUGGAUCUCCUGGGCCUUCUUCCAGACCAUGACCCGCCUGCACCCCGACCUGGGCUUCACCCCCGACGCCGGCUUCAAGGUCGGCGAGUGCAUCCUGCGGGCGGCCUGGGGGUUCCUCACGUUCGGCUUCUUCGUGCCGACGCUGCGCAAGAACGGCUGCCUCAUGGUGGUCUUUGGCAGCCUAGCCACCACUUUCUGGCUGCUGGCGGGUGGCGUCUACAGCCCAACCGUCAACCACGCCGCUGGCUAUGUUGGCGCGUUCUGCGGCCUCAGCGCCAUCUACGCCGCGUUUGCAGAGAUCUACCACGAAAGCCUGGGUGUCACAUUCCCCGGCCUCAAGCCCAUUCGGUUCAUCUGA
Molecule: messenger RNA, 663 nt
Organism: Monoraphidium neglectum
Lineage: Eukaryota; Viridiplantae; Chlorophyta; Chlorophyceae; Sphaeropleales; Selenastraceae
Product: inner membrane protein
Exons: 4
Coding region: 1-663 (220 amino acids)
Biological process (GO): succinate transmembrane transport; acetate transmembrane transport
Cellular component (GO): plasma membrane
Molecular function (GO): acetate:proton symporter activity
Source: RefSeq, a predicted model, not a curated record